UGUAAAUGCUUGGUCCCAUUGCACUUACGGAUGCAGAGUGGAUGUAAAACGGAAAAACAAUUUUGCCAUCCGUUGGACGACGUUAUGUAUCCGUUGUGUACUCUUUGCAUACAUGUUUCAUACGCUCUCCGUCCACUGCGAUUUCAUUGUUCGUCCAGUUUGUCCAUUGGAGCGGAUGAAAACGGAUGGAGCCACAAUAUUUUGAUCGUCCUAUGUAUCCGUUGUGAAUACGUUUUGUGUCCGUCGGCCAGUGGGACCAGGCCUUUAGGUUCUUUGAAAUUUGAAAUGAAUUCAUUUCACCUCAAGGUAUCGACUUCAUCGGAUAGGAAACCCCAUUCAACUUCUGCAUGGCUACCACAGGGACCACACUGACGUCGAACCUGGCGAACCCGAUGCCGAGCUCAAUGUCGAGCGGAAUAUCAUCAGGAAGCUGGAGAUAUGUGGUGCUCCUCACCAAGUUUAGUCUUGAUUUCUUGACCCAGGGGCUCUUGAAAGCCUUUGGUGUCCUCGUCCCAGCCCUUGUUGACAAAUUUGAGACCGACUAUGGAACGAUUGGUUUCAUCUUAUCGAUGGAGUUAACCGUCUUUUUCAUGGCGUGUCCUCUUGUACGCAUCUUGGCCAAAUGGAUUGAUCCUAGAGCACUUUGCAUUCUGGGUAGUAUUGGAUCAAGUGCAGCAAUCGCCGCCUCAGCUUAUGUGGAUCAAACCGUCUUGUUUGGCGUUGCCAUGUUCAUGACGGGACUGUUUAGUGCCCCAAUAAAUCAGAUAUCUUACGAAGUCCUCCAUCAAUAUUUUGGAGAGAGGUUCGGCUUUGUGAAUUCUUUAUGCCUCCUGGGAUCUUUAGUGGGCGGUAUGGCCUUUCCAGUUCUCACCUUCCAACUACUUGACGCAUAUGGACUUGAGGGCGCCCUUGUUUGUCUUGCAGCUGUAUAUCUUCAUUGCGUCCCUAUUGCGAUUACCUUCAGAUCGCCACAUGCGUCGAGAACUGGAUAUCACCAAGCGUCCUCAUGCGAGGAUAUACCAAGAGAUGUUGGAAUAGCGGCUGUUUUCUCUGAUGAACAAGGGUCAACUUUCCAACCUGGUGAUUUUGAAACAACGGAGCAAAACCCUUCAACAGUUUAUCAACAAGAACAAACUGCAACAUCAAGAAUCGUAGACUUCUUCCUGGUUACUUUAAAUUUCAGAGUUUUUGUCCAAGAAAAGGCAUUUUGUUUGUUAUUUUUGCCGUGUAAGUUCAUUGUACAGGCCCUCAUGGUCAGUUGGACACUCUUCGUGGUGUCGUAUGCAGUCACGAAAGGCCUUGAUGAAUCCUUGGCGGCCUAUCUACCACUUACUGGUGCCCUGGGUGGGUUCAUCAACCAAACGGUUGUCACCGUCAUCCUGCAUUUCCGACCACACUGGGGCGCGAUGAUAUUCACCAUAAACAUGGCAUCUGCAGCUGUAGCCUUCUUCUUCUAUCAACUCAAUGCAUCCUUCAUCAACUUGUUAGUCUGCUCGUUUUUUGCCGGAGGUUGCAUCUUCGGAUCCUUUCCAGCAACGUACUCUGUUCUGCUCUUCUUCGUCGCGACAGAAAACUUUGCAAGCAUUCUUUCUAUCAAGCUUUUUGUGACAGGAGCCGCAGUGGUUUCAUCUGGUUACAUGUCAGGAAGUAUUUACGACGUCACUGGAUCGUUCGACGAUGCCUUCAUGAUUCUUGGAGCUAUGAGCGCCAUGGCAGUCUUCCUUACUGUUGUUCUGAUGCUAGUAAAGAAAGUGAGAGGAGAAGCUGAUUAAACCAGGGCUACGCCUUUAAUACAAAGAUUAAUGAUUUAUCGGAACAAUUACAAUUAUGGAAAGCCAGCAACGCCAAAAUCUAAGAUGUAUAUAGAAUCAUGAACUUGUUCAAAAUGAUAUCUAGAUAUGUACUCAUACAUUCAAAGUCGUCUUGACAAUAUGGUGUGUUUCUUCUUUGUUUACGAAAAAAAAACAUUAUGCAAAUUUUCUGUAGGAAAAAAAUAUGAAAAUAAUGGAUUUCCAUUCAGUUGAGAUUGAUUGGAAACAUCACAACUGUUUGUAAUAUGGAACAUGUUUUACAUGAUCGUUCUAACAACGACGCUGUCAACCUGCUUAGACUUUACGAAAUCAUCAUUAGCUUUGUUCGUCCUCAUCAUCUUCAUCAUAUUGUCAUCGUAAUCCCUUUGCUCGACAAACUCAACCGAACUCGUUUAUUCAAGCUCUCAUGUUCCAAUGAAGUGUUUAUGACGGGAUUUUUUUUUAUUCCGAAGAAUAUGUAAUGUUUAAUAAAUUAAUCAUUAUCUACGAGAUUCAAUUUUUUGGUUUCUAUUUAUUUGCCCUCCGAAAAUAUCGAUACAAUAUUUUAUGUAUAUCUGCCUUUUAAGGUU
Molecule: messenger RNA, 2380 nt
Organism: Lytechinus variegatus (green sea urchin)
Lineage: Eukaryota; Metazoa; Echinodermata; Echinoidea; Temnopleuroida; Toxopneustidae
Product: monocarboxylate transporter 9-like
Exons: 5
Coding region: 348-1772 (474 amino acids)
Biological process (GO): transmembrane transport
Molecular function (GO): monocarboxylic acid transmembrane transporter activity
Source: RefSeq, a predicted model, not a curated record